Messenger RNA from Gigantopelta aegis, 1821 nucleotides. RefSeq names its product putative tRNA (cytidine(32)/guanosine(34)-2'-O)-methyltransferase. Gene Ontology annotation, cellular component: cytoplasm. The record is from RefSeq and is a predicted model, not a curated record. The transcript is spliced from 10 exons. Gene Ontology annotation, molecular function: tRNA methyltransferase activity. The coding region runs from base 130 to 1647 and encodes 505 amino acids. Lineage: Eukaryota; Metazoa; Mollusca; Gastropoda; Neomphalida; Peltospiridae. Gene Ontology annotation, biological process: tRNA methylation; cytoplasmic translation.
AGAAAAGCAAAACAAGUGACUGACAUGCUGUCUUGACGAGAUCGCUGAACGAUUUCUGGAUCGGUGCUGUCUGAUCAUUCAUUUGAGUGAGUCAGUUCUUUGACAUUGAUACGAGUGUUAUCGAUCAUCAUGGGUCGAUCAUCAAAAGAUAAACGAGACGUGUAUUAUCGCUUGGCCAAGGAAGAAGGCUGGAGAGCAAGAAGUGCUUUCAAACUACUGCAGAUAAAUGAAGAUUUCAAUAUUUUUCAGGAUGUCACAAGAGUUGUGGAUCUUUGUGCUGCACCCGGCAGCUGGAGUCAGGUGUUGUCACGGAAACUCAGAGAUAAAGUCCAGAACAAGUCUGAUGUGAAAAUAGUGGCGGUCGAUCUCCAGGCCAUGGCGCCGUUACCGGGGGUAACCCAGAUACAGGGUGAUAUCACUAAGAAAUCAACAGCGGAGGAGAUAAUAAGUCAUUUUGAAGGGAAGCAGGCUGACUUGGUGGUGUGUGACGGGGCGCCCGACGUGACUGGACUUCAUGAUAUAGAUGAAUACAUUCAGGCUCAGCUGUUACUGGCUGUCUUAUUUUUGGUGUUGUAUUUUCAGAUAUUCCGUGGAAAAGACGUCACUCUGUUGUAUUCCCAGCUGAAGAUCUUCUUCCCCCUUGUGACAAUUUACAAACCUAGAAGUAGUCGCAAUUCCAGUAUUGAAGCCUUCGUUGUGUGUCAGAGCUACAGUCCCCCGGCUGGUUACGUUCCUAACAUGUCAAACCCACUGUUAGACCAUCAGUACGAUGUCGAUUAUAACAACUUGGAAGGAGUGAAUCGUGUUAUUGUCCCGUUCCUAGCAUGCGGCGAUCUCACCGGGUUCGACUCAGACAAGACAUACCCUCUAGAGCUGGAUGGCGGUCAGAGUUACAAGUACCACCCUCCGAACCAGGAGCCCAUCAAACCUCCGUACGAAGAGGCCUGCAGACUGAGGAAGCAGGAUCUCCUCGCCAAGCCGGCACACAGAUGUAAGGACGAGGAUCCAGAUAACGAAGGAGAGUCUGCAAAGAGUGUUGAGGGAGCCAAGAGUGUUGAGAGAGAUCAAUCUUCUAUGAGUGUUGAGAGAAACAACUCUUCCAAGAGUGUGGAGAGAGAGACAGUUUCUAAGAGUGUUGAGGGAGCCAAGAGUGUUAUGGCAGAUGAAUCUCCCAAAAGUGUUGAGGGAGACAAUACUUCCAAGAGUGUUGAGGGAGACAAUACUUCCAAGAGUGUUGAGGAAACCAAUACUUCCAAGAGUGUUGAGGGAGCCAAGUGUGUUGAGGGAGACAAUACUUCCAAGAGUGUUGAGGGAGACAAUACUUCCAAGAGUGUUGAGGGAGACGAUACUUCCAAGAGUGUUGAGGAAACCAAUACUUCCAAGAGUGUUGAGGAAACCAAUACUUCCAAGAGUGUUGAGGAAACCAAUACUUCCAAGAGUGUUGAGGGAGCCAAUACUUCCAAGAGAGUUGAGGGAGCCAAGUGUGUUGAGGCAGGAGCCAAAGGUGUUGAGGGAGAUGAUUCUCCCAAAAGUGUUGAGGUAGACCAGACUUCCAAAGGUUUUGAAGGAGACAAGAUUUUAACAAGUGUUGAGUGUGUCAACGAAGAACUAAAACAUCUUGAACAGUUGAAAAUAGACUCUAGCUGAUGCAUAACAAAAUAUUAAAAUAUUAUAAUGUUUUAAUUAUGGGAAAUCUUAUCCUGGAUUUUUAUUCAUAGCAGAUACAGUCCAGUGGAUGUACAAUCAUUUAUUAUAUAACAUUUAGUGAAAUAUCUUAAAAUAUCAGUGAAAUAAAAGUGUUAUUUCACUAUUUCACUCUGA